AGAAGCCCCAACCUAUGAUAUGCAUGCAUGCAUAUAUACCUCACUAAUCUAAAUUCCAUUUAAUUCCCCUAUAAUGGCCUUAGCUAUAUAUAUAAUUCAUUUUCGAUCUUCAUCAUCAUACACACAACAUUCACCACAAUACCCAUCUCUAGAUCUUUGAGUUUCAAGCAAGGAAAGGUUUCGUGGAGAUGAAUUAUUGUCACCUCAAUCCUCUUGUUAUACUCUUAAUCUUGUGUUCUUUGUUAUUUACCUCUAUUGUCGCUGAAACUAGUUUAGCUACCGAUCAAUCCGCGCUUUUGGCCUUGAAAUCUCACAUUUCUGUUGAUCCUAAUGGAACUCUCAACAAUUGGACCACUAGAUCUUCAGUUUGUGAUUGGUUUGGUGUCACUUGUGGAAUCCGGCAUCGUAGAGUAAUUGGAUUGGAUAUUUCUUCCCUGGGCCUUGUUGGAAGUAUUCCUCCCGAGUUUGGGAACUUGUCGUUCCUUGUUUCACUUGACAUUAAAGAAAACAACUUCAGUGGAACUCUUCCAUUAGAAUUGGCUCGUUUGCGAAGAUUGACUUAUAUCAAGUUGAGUUACAACAAAUUUGACAGGGAAGUUCCUUCUUGGUUUUCUUCAUUUCCACAUCUUAAACACUUAUCCAUUGAGUAUAACAAUUUUACAAGCUUGAAUUCAUUUAUCCAAUCAUUCUCCCAUGAAUCAAAGCUUGAAACAUUGAUCUUAUCUUUUAAUCCUUUUCAAAGUGAAAUUCCAAAUUCAUUAGGGAAUCUUCAUCCUCUCAAAGUACUUGUCAUGGAAAGCAAUGGUCUUUCAGGGUCUAUCCCUCAUUCAAUCAUGAACUUGACAAGCUUAGAAGUUUUGUUGAUGUCAAACAAUAACCUUAGCGGGAUCAUACCACAACAAAUUGAGAAUUUAAAGAUGCUUAGAUUGUUGAGACUUAACGGCAACAAAUUAACAGGGCCAAUCCCACUCUCAAUCAAGAACUUGACAAAUUUAGAGUUAUUGGCUUUGCAAGAAAAUGCUCUUCAAGGGACCAUACCGGACAUUAUGGGGAGUCUUCCGAACUUGUUUUAUUUGUCCGUGCAUGAAAACAAGCUUUCUGGUUUUAUACCGUCAAGCAUCGUCAACAUAUCAUACCUUGAACUUUUAUUCUUGAACAACAAUAACUUUUCGGGUACUCUCCCAAGUAACAUGUGCCUUGGACUUCCACUACUGAAGAAGUUUACUAUCCAAAGAAACGGGAUACAAGGACGAAUUCCAUCAAAUUUUUCUUCAUGCCCUCACCUUCAAGUAUUAUCAUUGUCUAGUAACAAUUUUACUGGAAGCAUACCAGAAGACAUUGGAAGGUUACAACGGCUUGAAGGGCUGUAUCUUACAGAGAACUCCUUGACAGGUACAAUGCCGUCUUCCAUUGAAAAUCUAUGGAGUCUUACAUCUCUAGCACUUGACUCCAACAUGUUGAUGGGGAAGGUUCCAACAUUCGUAUGCAACUUGAGCUCACUUGGAAGCCUUUAUUUAUCAUCUAACAGUUUGGAUGGAACACUGCCAAAUUGUUUGGGAAACUUCAGUGAAACUCUGGCGGUGCUGCUUUUGUCGGAAAAUCACUUUCACGGCCCCAUCCCAACAUCAUUUGGCAAAGGUUGUGAAUUGGAGAAUCUUAGCUUGAGCAACAACCAGCUAGAAGGAACCUUGCCGCGAUCCCUGGCUAGUUGCACACAAUUACAGGCUCUUGAUAUUGGAUAUAAUGAAAUACAAGACUCUUUCCCUAUUUGGUUGGAAACUCUUCCGAAGCUUGGAGUUCUUAGUUUAAGUUCCAACAGAUUUCACGGCACCAUACCCGAUUCAAAGGCAAAUAUUUCUUUUCCCAGUUUGAGAGUGUUUGAUAUCUCCAAUAAUGAUUUUAGCGGCCACCUACCAAUUAUUACCUAUUUAAAGCACUUUGGUGAGGUAUUGGAUACCAACAGGGAAACACAUAUAUAUCGUGAGAUCCUCCCAGUUACAACAACGUCCUUUGAAGACGAACCUAGAUAUAUUUCAAUGACGGUCCAUUUUAAAGGUGUGACACGAAAGUACAGCCACAUACCAGUAGAAUUUGCCUCAAUUGAUAUGUCAAACAACAAGUUCCAUGGAAGCAUCCCGGAUUCCUUUGGAAAUCUCAUAGCUCUGCAGCACUUUAAUUUGUCUCAUAAUAAUCUCACCGGCCCUAUUCCUGUAUCUCUGGGGUCUUUAACUAAUUUGGAAGUGUUGGAUUUGACUUGGAAUGGCUUAGAAGGGGAGAUACCGAUUGCGCUGACAAAACUCUCAUUUCAAUCCAAUUUCAACGUAGCUCACAACAGUCUUUCAGGACAUAUCCCUGAAUCUGGUGGCCAAUUUCAUACAUUUGAAAAUAGUUCUUACAUUGGAAACUCAGGAUUAUGUGGCCAUCCAUUGACUAAGAAAUGUGACAAUCAAAACAAGCCGCCUUUGGCCCUUCCCUCAAAAGACGAAGGUGUGGUUGAGGGCAUGCUCGAUGGACUUACUUGGCAAGGUGUACUCAUAGGAUAUGGGUUUGGAUUAUUCAUUGGAGUUGUCCUUGGGGCUAUAUAUUUGUAGUUAAUACUAUUACUAGUAUGUGCUUUCUUAAUCAUCUACAAAUCACUAUCAGAAAAAAAAAAACACGGUUGUAAUGCAGAUUUGUUACUUUUUUACCCAUAAGUCACUUCCCUUGGCAUAAUUGGUAGGCGACUGGAGGUACAUCCUUUGCAUUUUUUUAAAUCAGCUGAUAAAUGAUUAGUGCGACAGAUUUUCCGUUUGCAUCAGUUGGGCGUUAUGUUGUCGGGUGGACUUGAUUUGUCGCUGGUUGCAUGGAUUACUGCUCGCAAUUUGUCUGGUACAAAGGCUGCAAAGCAAUGCGGAGCUCAGCUACAUUCUUUUGGUGUUGGUCUUUGAAGUUGGAUUAUAUAAUUUUAAGGGAAAAUUACAAAAAAAUAUCUCAUGUAUACUCACUUAUUAUCACUUUUGUCCUGCAUUUAUCUUGCUGUUAAAAUAUAUCCCACAUGUAAGCCGGAUAAUCAUAGGACAAAACAUGACAAAAGUGAUAAUGGAGUAUACAUGACGGAUAUUCUUUUGCAAUUUUCUCUUGAUUCUCCCUGCUUUCUGAUGCAGGGCUCACCUUAUCUGAAAGCUGCAAAGGAAGUUGCCGAUUAUUUGGGCACCGUGAGUUUCAUUUUCAUCGUUACAUGCCCGAUGCGGACACUAUUAUGUGUGGUUUUUGUAUCUAUAGAAAUUUCUUCUGAGUAAUAAAUGGAGACCAUACCACCCA
Molecule: messenger RNA, 3300 nt
Organism: Andrographis paniculata
Lineage: Eukaryota; Viridiplantae; Streptophyta; Magnoliopsida; Lamiales; Acanthaceae
Product: receptor-like protein 12
Exons: 3
Coding region: 189-2591 (800 amino acids)
Molecular function (GO): protein binding
Source: RefSeq, a predicted model, not a curated record